Molecule: messenger RNA, 1235 nt
Organism: Dicentrarchus labrax (European seabass)
Lineage: Eukaryota; Metazoa; Chordata; Actinopteri; Moronidae
Product: NACHT, LRR and PYD domains-containing protein 10-like
Exons: 3
Coding region: 148-489 (113 amino acids)
Source: RefSeq, a predicted model, not a curated record
UCUUUCUCACUGCUCCGGGUUUGCUGAUGUGAAAUGAGGAAGUUACACUCUGCUCUAGUUUCAUUAUGGAUGUACUGAAUAUUCUUGCAGCUUACAACUAUUUCCAUUACAUCAGGAUAUUGUGUUGUCAGUAACAAGUGAUGAAUCAUGUCAAAGGGGGAAACAUUGUCUGUUAAAGAGGUGCUGUGGAAGACACUGGAAGAUUUGGGAGAUGAAGAUUUCAGGAAGUUCAAGUGGUUCCUGCGGGACUCUGACAUCCUGGGAGACCUCCCAGUCAUUCCAAAGAGCCAACUGGAGAAAGCAAACAGGAAGGACCCAGUGGAUAAAAUAAUCCAGACGUACAACCCGCAGUCUGUAGAGGUAGUGAAGAUGAUUCUAGAGAAGAUCAACAGAGCUGAUCUGGUGGAGACAUUGUCAUCAAGCUUCAGAACAGGAGAACAAGAAACAGACCUGGACUGUUUCAGAAGAGGCUCUGCUGGGACCUUCUAAAGCUCUGUAAGUGGACCAAAUCAAUUGUUAUGACUUCUCUUUGAGUAAUGUAAAAUAACAGAUGCCGAGUGCUUUCACCUCUAUAAAACUGUUUGAAUGUGACUGUUGAAUUGAGUUCUGUUUUGACAAUUCAACAUUGACUUACUAGCAAAAGUUUAAUGAAUGAUUUAAAUCUAAAUUAUUUUAACAGUUAUUUGAGAAGAAUCAGAAUCAGAAUCAGACAUACUUUAAUAAUCCCGUGGGGAAAUUACUUGUAGGGGGGGAGGAAAAGGGGGAGAAAACAAGAGGAGAGGGGAGAAGAGAGUAGUCUUUAACCCUAUAACGCCAAACGUAUCAUAUGUGAUACAUGAGUUUUUGAGCCCUCCACAUGAGCAGUGUGACAAUUUUUUUUCCCUGAAAAACCCGAUGUAUACCAUUAUAUACAUGCAGUGCCCAGAUAAUCCACCAGGGGGCAGUAAUCUGCUCACUAGAGGGUUUUCCAGCCAUGCUACAAGACUGCCAUUAAUCAGGAAGUGGACACGUGGUUUCUUCCAGACUUCCCUGCCAGUUCCAUUGCUGCAUUGCUUUUGUUGGAUUUGUUGGAUUUGUUUGUGUAUUUUUUGUUCAAGACAAAAAAGAAUCUUUGAGCAUUGUGACCCGCUGUAUCAAAUAUGAUACAAAUUAAAACUCCGAUAUGGAAAUUGAUAUUUGAAUUUUUUUUUGUUGGUAUGUUCAGAAGGACCAAUAAAGGCUCCAGUUUCAAAGAA